Adelges cooleyi (spruce gall adelgid) is the source of this 1182-nucleotide messenger RNA. Its product is annotated as metaxin-2-like. NCBI's taxonomy places the organism in Eukaryota, Metazoa, Arthropoda, Insecta, Hemiptera, Adelgidae. The record is from RefSeq and is a predicted model, not a curated record. The transcript has 6 exons. Gene Ontology annotation, cellular component: SAM complex. Gene Ontology annotation, biological process: mitochondrion organization. Bases 284 to 1090 code for a protein of 268 amino acids.
AGUUUACUUUAGACUUUAAAAUAAUAGUUUUUUUUAAAAAUAUUUUAAUGAAUAAUAGAUGAUCAAAAACGAUAAAUAAUAUUUUAAAUAAUUGUGAAGUUGACUUUUUUUAAAGUUAAAGGUUUAUUUUGUAUUACCUAUGCAGUUAUGCAGUGUAUCAAUAUUUAGUGAUUUAUAUAUAAACAUUUUCUUCGUUUAAUUUGAUUAAAUUUAUUUAUUUAAAUUAAAUUUAUUGAUUGCUGAGUUAUAAAAAAUAAGUAAGUAAACCCAUAUAAUAAUAAAAAUGACAAAUUUCGAAAAUGCAACCGGAAUACUGACAAGAGAAUGCCUGAGAACUCAGAUUUGUGGUGAAGGUGAAUGGCCAAAAAAUACUGUAUUAUAUCAGCCCUACGAAACAGAACAAAUAUUGAUGCCCGAGAGUUCCGAAUGUCUGGCGGUGAAAACGUUUUUAAAAAUGUUAAAUUUGGAUUUUAUCGUGGAGGCCAGAGAAAAUGCCGAAUAUAUGUCACCACAUCGAGGCAAAGUACCGUUCAUUAAAGCUGGCCAAUUUUUAAUUGCUGGUUUCGAGCCAAUUGUUAACUUUGCCCAAACCAAAGGUUAUUCGCUGUCUACUCACUUAAGUGAAACCCAAAAGUGGGAUUUGCGGGUUUACAUGUCACUAGUAUACAACAUUCUUCUAAAUGCCGAGAUUUAUGUAACAUGGAAUCACGAGUCAACUUAUAAAGAAAUAACAAAGCAGAGGUAUAGUUCAGUUUAUCCAUUUCCCUUGAACCAUUUAGCUACGUACUAUAAACGACAGUCCAUGCUAUCGCUUUUGGAAGUUUUAAAUUGGAAAAAGAAAACAUUAGACGAAGUGUUCAAAGACGUAGACAAAAUUUGCGAGUCAUUGUCGAGCGUUUUGGGAAAUAAGAAGUACUUUUUCGACGAAAAACCGACUGAAUUAGACGCAUUAGUGUUUGGACAUUUGUUUACAAUCAUUACAACACCGUUAUUGAACAACCGUUUCGCCACUACUGUAAGAAAUUACGAUAAUUUAGUGAAACUGUGUGUUCGUAUUGAAACAGAAUUUUUUCAGUCUAGAACUUUGUAAUAAUAAUAUUAUAGUUUGCUUAGAAUACAAUUGUUAUUUUUCGAGUACCGAAUUUGUAAAAUAAAAAAAGAGAACAGAAGUAUUGUAUGGAA